Molecule: messenger RNA, 5018 nt
Organism: Sorex fumeus (smoky shrew)
Lineage: Eukaryota; Metazoa; Chordata; Mammalia; Eulipotyphla; Soricidae
Product: collagen alpha-6(IV) chain-like
Exons: 43
Coding region: 1-4950 (1649 amino acids)
Cellular component (GO): basement membrane; collagen trimer
Molecular function (GO): extracellular matrix structural constituent
Source: RefSeq, a predicted model, not a curated record
AUGACCAAAGUUAAAAUUGUGCCCAUUGAGGAGGGGCAGCCAGGCCCAACUGGAACUCAAGGCCCAACAGGUCCUCAAGGAUUCACUGGCCCUACUGGUUUAUUGGGGCUGAAAGGAGAAAAGGGUUCCCCAGGCCCUCUGGGACCAUAUGGACCAAAAGGAGAUAAGGGUCCCAUUGGAAUUCCUGGCUUUCUUGGCAUUGACGGGAUCCCAGGUCACCCUGGACAGCCAGGACCCAGAGGCCCACCUGGCCUGGAUGGCUCUAAUGGAACUAAAGGAGAAGUUGGAUUCCCAGGUACUCAUGGUUAUCCUGGACUUACUGGAUCUGUGGGGCUUUUUGGUCAUAAAGGAGCUAAAGGCGAACCUGCCCUUGCCAAGGGUAAUUUCAAAGGAAUGAAGGGUGAUCCUGGGCUGCCUGGACUAAAAGGACACUACGGCCCACAAGGAGCACCUGGAUCUCCAGGAUUUAAAGGACCCAAGGGACCACCAGGAUUGCAUGGCCCACCAGGCUCCCCAGGCCUUCCUGGUCCUGAUGGUAAUAUGGGUUUAGGUUUCCAAGGAGAAAAAGGAGUUAAGGGAGACAUUGGCCUCCCUGGCCCUGCAGGACCACCACCAUCUAGUGGAGAACUGGAAUUUAUGGGAUUUCCCAAAGGAAAUAAAGGAUCUAAGGGAGAACCAGGGCCUCAGGGCUUCCCAGGAGCCAAGGGCCUUCCAGGCUUCCCGGGGUUUGGAACUUCUGGAGAAAAGGGAGAAAAGGGAAUUUCUGGUUUGCCAGGACCUAGGGGUCCCAUGGGUUUUAAAGGAGCCCAAGGUCCUCCUGGGAGUCAGGGCAUGAAGGGGGUCUCCGGUUUCCGUGGGCUGAAUGGAUUCCCAGGAAUUAAGGGUGAAAAGGGUGGCAUAGGUCUGCCAGGCCCAGAUGUUUUCAUCGAUACAGAUGGUGCUGUGAUCUCAGGUUACCCUGGAGACACAGGUUUGCCAGGCCUUCCAGGUCUUAAAGGAAACCAAGGAAUCAAAGGCCAACGUGGACCUUCUGGAGUACCUGGCUUCCCAGCUUUACCAGGUGUCCCUGGUACCAAGGGGGUCUAUGGAGUUCCAGGCCUGAAGGGGAAUCAAGGAAACCCUGGCCAUACCACAAUUGGCAUAGCUGGUCUCCCUGGUAGAGAUGGUUUGCCAGGCCAUCGUGGUCCCCCAGGCCCACCUGGUCCAGUAUUCUAUACCACUACCCUACAGGACAUAGGGCAUGCUGGUCACAAAGGAAAGCAAGGUCUAAAAGGAAACUCCGGCCUCAAAGGAGUGAAAGGGGAACCCGGUUUUUGUGUUUGUGAUGGUGAUAUUCUCAACACUGGCCCACCUGGGGAGCCAGGCCUGUCUGGGCUACCAGGUAUCAAAGGCCUUCCAGGUCCGAAAGGAGCCAAAGGAGAUCUAGGCUCCGAAGGCCCACGGGGUCCAUCAGGAGCUCCGGGUUUGCUUGGACCUCAAGGUCCUAAAGGACUCAAAGGAAGUAAGGGGGAGCCAACUAUCUGGGAUGCACGAUCUGGGAUGCCAGGAGAGAAGGGUGAGCCUGGUCUCAAGGGACUUCGUGGUGAGAAAGGAGUCUCAGGCAAGGAUGGAAUGCCAGGUUUACCAGGCAUGCAAGGACUUCCAGGUGAUGAUGGACUGGGCUUCCCAGGUGAAAAGGGAUUUGCAGGGUUUCCUGGUGAAAAGGGCCGUAGCGGACCAGUUGGUCCCUCAGGAAUUGGGCUACCUGGAUCUCCUGGCCCUAAAGGGCUUCCUGGAGAUAAAGGAGAAGAUGGAUUACCCGGACAAAAAGGCCUCCCUGGGCUUCCAGGUAUCACCUUGCCAUGUGUAAUUCCUGGGUCAUAUGGUCCAUCAGGAUUUCCAGGAGCUUCUGGAUUUCCAGGCCCUAAAGGAGCCCGUGGUCUCUCUGGGAUUCCAGGCCAGCCUGGACCACGUGGAAUUAAAGGAGACCUGGGGAUUCCAGGCUCAGUUCCUAUCCCUGAAUUGCCAGGAUUUCCUGGGCCUCGUGGUGAGAAAGGCUUGCCUGGAUUACCUGGGAUUCCUGGAAAAGAUGGCUUCCCUGGGAGAAUUGGAAGUCCAGGUUUAACUGGUUUUAAGGGAACCCCUGGCCAGGUCCUUAAUGCUGAGAAAGGUGUUAGAGGAGAGAAAGGCCUGAAGGGAUUUCCAGGAGAGAAAGGAUUUCCUGGAGAAGCUGGCUAUCCAGGACCCAAAGGUUUUCCUGGGAAUUCUGGCAUGAUUGGUCCCAAAGGAGAGAAGGGUAACCCUGGAAUACCAGGCUUCAAGGGACAGCCAGGCUUCCCUGGGCAUGAUGGCGCAUCUGGAAUCAAGGGCAGCCCUGGAUUCCCGGGGGUACCAGGAACACCAGGUAUUUCUGGACAUCCUGGAAUGAAAGGUUCAAAAGGCGAAAAAGGUACCCCUGGAACAAGUGUCAAGAUAGGCCUACCUGGGAUGAAAGGCCUUCCUGGAAUUCCAGGGCUAACUGGCUACCCAGGAAACCCAGGCCUUCCAGGACACACUGGCUUCUCAGGCCUGCCUGGCUUAAAGGGUGAAAAGGGAUCCAAGGGACUGAUGGGCUUUCCAGGAAUGCCAGGUCCCCAUGGUGUUCCUGGUGCAAGUGGACUGAAGGGAAUUCCUGGAUUAGUCGGAGCAAUGGGACCAUCUGGACUCACUGGGAGCCCUGGUUUAAAAGGAGACCAAGGUGAGAAGGGGCCAGCCGGAACACCGAGUCAAAGACCACCAGUGCUGAACUACCAGAUCAAAGGAGACAAAGGCACUCAGGGCCCAGAUGGACCCAAAGGUUUUCCUGGACCCAGAGGUGACAAAGGAGAGAUUGGCCUCCCUGGACUACCCGGCUUGCCUGGAGUUCCUGGAUAUCUUAACACUAUCAAGGGAGUUUCUGGGGUGGCAGGAUCCCUUGGUUUCACAGGCCUGCGAGGCUUACCUGGCUUGAAAGGGUCCCCUGGAAUCCCAGGAUUCCUAGGAAUACCAGGAGAAAGUGGUUCACAGGGUCUUAGUGGAGUUCCUGGAUCCCCAGGUGCAUCUGGUCUCCCAGGCCUAAAAGGAGAGAAAGGUGAGACACUUGAAAUUUCUGGCAUCCCAGGACUCAAGGGACAACCUGGAGAGGUUGGUCUUAAAGGUAUAAAAGGACAAGAUGGACUAGUUGGCAAAAAAGGUUUCCCAGGAAACAAAGGUGAAGAUGGAAGAGUUGGCAUUCAUGGAGAUAUUGGCCUUCCUGGCUCCCCAGGAAUUCCUGGUAUUGCUGGCAUGACUGGACAUCCAGGACGUCUGGGUUCUCCUGGCCACCCAGGGUCAACUGGGCAGUUGGGACUCCCUGGCUUAAAAGGAACCAAAGGCCUUCCUGGACUUCCUGGAUUACAUGGACUGAAUGGUCUUCCAGGAAACAAAGGAGAUCAUGGAACACAAGGAACUAGUUUAACUGGUGUACCUGGACCAGCUGGCCCUCCUGGUCUCAAAGGUGAAAAAGGCUCUCCAGGAACUGGAGUUGAUAUCCCAGGAAAUCCAGGGAUUAAAGGACAGAAAGGUAGCCAAGGUUUCCCAGGUCUCCAGGGUCCUGCUGGUCCCCCUGGUGCCCCAGGCCUCUCCUUUCCCUCAUUAAUAGCAGGACAGCCUGGCGACCCUGGGCAACCAGGCCUAGAUGGAGAACGAGGCCGUCCAGGCCUCCCAGGGCCUCCAGGUCCCCCUGGGCCAACCUCGGAUCAAGGCAACCCUGGAGACCCUGGCUUCCCUGGAAUUCCUGGCCCUCAAGGGCCCCAGGGAGACCAAGGAAUUCCAGGUUUCUCUGGCCUUCCUGGAGAGCUAGGACUAAAAGGCAUGAGAGGUGAGCCUGGAUUCAUGGGAAUUCCAGGCAAGGUUGGUCCACCUGGAGACCCAGGAUUUCCCGGGAUGAAGGGAAAGGCAGGGCCAAGAGGCCUUUCUGGGCCCCAAGGUGCUCCUGGACAAACACCCACUGCAGAAGAACUCCAGGCUCCUCCUGGAGUCUCAGGUCUACCAGGCAUGGAUGGCAUCCCUGGCCUUUCAGGAGACCCGGGGGUUCAAGGCCCUGGAGGCUUACAAGGCUCCAAAGGUUUACCUGGCAUCUCUGGCAAAGAUGGUCCCAAUGGACUCCCCGGCCCACCUGGAGUUCUUGGCAAUCCUGGUGUUCCUGGACUACAAGGCCCUCCAGGAUUUGAAGGACCUCCAGGGAAGCAGGGCCCCCUUGGGAGGCCUGGAAUGCCGGCGCAGAGUGUGAGAGUGGGCUACACUCUGGUGAAACAUAGUCAAUCCAAACAGGUGCCCCAGUGCCCUCUCGGUAUGAAGCAGUUGUGGGUGGGUUACAGCUUGCUGUUCGUGGAGGGACAGGAGAAAGCCCACAACCAGGAUUUAGGUUUUGCUGGCUCCUGUUUGCCCCAUUUCACCACCAUACCCUUCAUCUACUGCAACAUCAAUGAAGUGUGCCACUAUGCUAGGCACAAUGAUAAAUCUUACUGGCUCUCUACGACUGCCCCUAUCCCUAUGAUGCCCAUCAGCCAGGCCCAGAUUUCCCAGUACAUUAGCCGCUGCUCUGUGUGUGAGGCACCCUCGCAAGCCAUUGCUGUGCACAGCCAAGACAUCGCCAUUCCACAAUGCCCACUGGGCUGGCGCAGCCUCUGGAUUGGGUACUCCUUCCUCAUGCACACUGCCGCUGGUGCUGAGGGCGGAGGCCAGUCCCUGGUCUCACCUGGCUCCUGCCUGGAGGAUUUCCGAGCUACUCCUUUCAUCGAGUGCAGUGGUUCCCGGGGCACCUGCCACUACUUUGCCAACAAGUACAGUUUCUGGCUGACGACAGUGGAAGAGAGGCAGCAGUUUGAAGAAGAGCCUGUUUCAGAAACGCUCAAAGUCGGGCAGCUCCAUACCCGGGUCAGCCGCUGCCAGGUGUGUGUGAAGAGCCUGUAGGGUGGCACCUGCCAUUCUGUCCUUUGCCCUCUUCUCCCUGGCACAAUCAUCACCUCACAAAUUGGAAA